UCAUCCCGGUGGCGUAAGCAAAAGCUGCACGGGGGGAGUCUGCCAUGGCGGCCGAGAAGCGGCAGUGGCCGGUGUUGUGAGCGCGCCCGCUUCCUGCUGCUGCUCGCCCGAGUCCUUCCUUCCUCGACCACGAUGACACCGUCGCAGCGCGGCUCCAGUGUCCGCUGCGCUGGCCGGCCCGCUGCUUCGCCGCGCGACGUCGUCUGAAGAAAACGGAAACUUGCGCCGCCGUGCAAAUGUGUGUGUGUGCGUGCGACUCGGGAAAAGCGAAAACACGGGCCACUCUGCUUUCGGGUUCGGAUGCCUAAGCUGCUGCCCUGCGUCGACGGUUCUGCUGUUGCCGGAGACGGCUGCAAUUGCAUGGCCGCUGGUCUAAGCUCGGGUCUUGGGACGCGAUGGUGUGGCAGACGGCGGCAUCUGGCGGUGGCCGCCUGAGCAGCGGGAGGCAACAUGGCCGACCAGCGUGUGUCCCUCGUCGGGGCUGCCCAGCUAGCCGGCCAGCUGCGCACAGACCCUGCACGGGUGUUGGUGAUUGACAGCCGGCCUUUUCUGGAGUUCAACACCUGCCACAUCCGGGAUGCCGUCAACGUCUGUUGUUCCAAGAUCAUCAAGCGUCGUCUUCAGCAUGACAAGGUGAGCGUGUGCGAGCUGCUGCCAUCCGAUGGUCGCCAGCAGCGGGUCGAGCAGGUGGUGGUGUACGACCAGGGCUCGUGGUCGGUUCCCAGCGGCGAUGACUCCUUCCUCGCCGUGCUGCUUGCCAAACUGGCCAGGGCUUUUCCAGGGCGUGUGGCUCUGCUUGCAGGCGGGCUGCUGGAGUUCUCGAGCCGUCACCGUACGCUGUGCGAGGACGGCGGCUCCCGGGGCCCGCUGACGUCCCUGUCGCAGCCGUGCCUGAGCGCCGCGGGACCCACGCGGAUCCUCCCUUUCCUCUUCCUGGGCUCUCAGCGCGACGCCCAGGACCCCGAGCUGCUGGCGGCGCACAACAUCUGCUACGAGCUGAACGUGAGCACCUCCUGCCCCAAGCCGGACUUCAUCCCCGACGCGCACUUCCUGCGCAUCCCGGUGAACGACAGCCACGCCGACAAGCUGCGGCCCCACUUCGCUCGGGCCUGCCGCUUCCUGGACAAGGUGCGGGAAUCGAGCGGGUGCGUGCUGGUGCACUGUCUGGCCGGCGUGUCACGGUCUCCAACUGUGGCGAUUGCGUACGUCAUGCGUCACUUGGGCCUCUCGUCAGACGAUGCCUACCGGUACGUCAAAUCUAAACGCCCCAGCAUCUCGCCAAACUUCAACUUCCUUGGCCAGCUGUUGGAGUACGAGCGCGAGCUACGUGGUGAAGCUGUUCUGCGGACGGGGGGUGCCGCUAGCGCACCACUGCCGGAAGAGAGGCCCCCCGGCUGCUGCGAGGAGCCUCGGCAGCAGCCCCGCGAGGGGGAGCGGCCUCCCCCCCUUGUGCGACCUGCUUCAGACCCACGGUGGUCCCUUUGCCGGCUGAGUUUGGACUUGCGGGGCUCGAGCACCAGUAGCAACCGCCGAGACGUGCAGCGCAGCCGGAGCUGCAACCUCCAGAACUGGCCACUACUGGGACCGCACCCGGAGGAAGAAUUGGCAUCCGCGUCGUCAUUGUCAGCCACGGACUGCCGGCUCCCGGAGCACCAGCAGACGGCGCCGGACGAAGAGGAAGAGGUCGUCCUGCGCCGGCGGCAUAAGGCAGGCAACUUUGAGCCACGCAGAGACACUCGCAGCCAUGACAGUGCUUACAGGUCUCUCACCUUGGAAGACAUGGCUGAGCUGGAGGCAGCAGCCAGUGUUGAGGCGGGCGCUGCGUGUCCCUUGGCGCCCCCUCCCCUUCCGAUGAGUCCCCUGAGUCCCUCCGAGAGCCACCUGCUCCAGGAUUUCGCCUCCUCCCCGCCUGCGGAUAGCUGCUGCCCGGCAGAGAGUCUGUGGGGCCGAUCAGUCGAGCUGGAAGGUUCCCACGACUCCGGCGUCACCAGCGCCUCGUCCGGUUCCUUCUGGGGCGCUCCGCUGCGGGCACCAUCAUGUUCCUCCUCUUCAACAUCCUCGUCCACCUCUUCUUCCUCGUCGUCCCUGGCGGCGGAUGCCGGUGUCUACGGUGGCGAGUGUGGUGCCUCGGGCUUCUCCUCGUCACGUGUGCUGCCACGCGCCCAGUCGUGUCCCGUCAUGCUGGGCAGCUGGCUGCGCAGGGCCUCGAGUCUCGACGAGUUCCCUCCCUGCUCCUCCUCCUCCUCGUCUUCGCACGCGGCGGCGCUGGCACGACCGCGCAACCGCUACAGCUGCGGCAGCCUCGAGGCCGUGCUCGGCGAAGCAGGGGCCUCGUUCGCCGCCAUCUCAGUGUCCUCGCUGCGCGAAGCCGCCGCCCGCCGCCAAACGCCGUACUCACGGCGCUCGGCCAGUCUCAUCCCAGUCUCGUGACGGCGGGCCGCACCGCGGCCGCGAAGCCUAACGACGGCCGCGGCAUUGCCGGCGCGAGGCCUCACUGCCAAUGCGAUCGGACUGCUGCUGGCGGCCGCCGCCGCUGCGCUGGCCUGGGGACUGACGGGACUCGCGGCGCUCGUCUGAUCGGCGGCGUCUGCACCAGAAGGAGGGGAACUUGCCGACAAGUGGCCACAGAACGAGAGAAAGUGGGGGAGUGGAUGGCUACAGGUGACCAGGAAGUCAGUUAAAGUGCGGUCAUUCUCACACAUCAUUGAACUGCGUGCAUAUGUGCAGUGAGACUGAGCUUGCACAUGGCACCAUGGCUCCGGCUUCCUGGUCUGCUGAGCCACGACUUUUGUAGCUGUACGGCUACAUAUAUAACAUGAUUGGCAUCAGCGUGGUGGCCAGCUGUGUACGUCGUCAGGUGGAGAAAGGGGUAAAAGGCCUGAACAUAUGAGGCAACAGUCAAAACCCAGUGAAAGCAAGUGCGCUCCGAGGUCUCGUGGCAACUGCUACUGCAGGACAGUUGUCUUUACAGCCAUUCAGAUGUUCGGUCACGACAGCCUUAGUUGCUGGGAGUGUCAGCAAAGUUACCUGGUUGCGCCAGAGGAUGCCGAAGGACUAUUUCUUCCACUUGUAUUUCUAGCUUUAUAAUAGAAGCAGUAUGGCUCCUAUUUCAGAAUGCCCGCUUCCCCAACGUCCUCAACCACAUAUCUUUCUGCUGUGUAGCUCUCCUGUCGCUUGUUGAGAGCUGUUGGCCAGUGAGAACCUUACACAUCUGAAGCGCUAGAGUAUGCAAAUUAUAAUGCCUUGACAGAGGGCAUAUUGUAGGGUGCCACGACUCAAGGAGAGCACUCGUGCACCAAAGAUCCUUCUUGUCAUGUACAUAACAUGGCACUAAGCCUAUUGAAAAUUUCACGCUUGAACGCGCAUGACUGAACCUUGCGAUAUUAGAGCAACUUCCACAUAGGGAAAAGUGCUUCUUUUUGAUAGUGUAUUGUAUUCUUGAUUGCUUGGAUGCAGUGAUCACACGGGGGAAAGACUGCAGUUUGAGCUUUGGGCAAUGCGCUUUCAUGUGAGGAAGAUGCCCUGACAGUUACCACAGAGUGCCCAGAAGUAGUGCACAGCAAAUCGAUAUUUUUUGAUGCCCAUAUCCGUGUCUGCCAUGGAAUACCAUUGAAACACACACACACGUGUGAAGCUGCAGCCUAAUGCACGCUACUGGGAACUCCCUGAACUCUUUGCGCCAUGCUGUGGCUCUAAAACGUUUCACAAUGAGGCAAAAGCAGCAGCGUGAGCUUCCAUGUGCUUCGUCUUGUCCAUGGCUCUGGCAUCCAACAGUCAUAACAAGUUAGAGACACUGAUGCCUGCCAGAGCACUGAGAAAUCAAUGUGACAAUGGUUUAGCGGUACCUAUAGCUCGUAAGCAAUUUACAGUGGUGACAGCCCCAGAGCUGUGCUGAGGGCACGUGCUAUCUGUGGCUCCAAGCCAGAUGCCUUUUCUUUGCUGAAGUCUUUCAAGGCGCACGUCACCUUUCUUGCUGAUCUUGGCUAUUCAGCUGCCUACCGUUCACGCUUGAGUUUGCUCUUCUGGUGCCCGUGGUGGCAGCAUAGAUGGGGCAGUCAUUUGAGGAUGGCGGGCAAGUGUCGCAUGGGGUACCCGAUGUGGAGGCUGACUUUUAUAGUUAUCACUGUGAAUGUGUGGCUUGUCUCCUGCGUCCCACUCACUUUCGUGUGUGUGCGCCCAUCCUCCUGUUUUGUGAACUGACCCGUCAAGUAAGCGGGUGGUUGUCGGCGCAGGAGCUAUGCACUAAAAAAAGUCUUUACCGCUGCUCCAAAGAAGACGUCUUGCCAAAGCCAACAACGGCUCCUGGCUUACCUGAUGGGGGACAACGUGGAGUGUCAUGUUUCCCUCGGCAAUGUACAAAUGGUUCUUCCUUCCCUUCACCAAACAACCUUUUUUGUGUCUGUAACAUGUACCACUGCACCUGUUUCCUUUCAUGGCAUGGGCCUCCCUGACACAGCAGGCCUCUGUAGUGCUAGGCGUGUAGAGAUCUAUCCCCGAGCGGUAUUUAUUGAAAAACUAGUCGAGCAAGUUUAGGAGCGUCCUAGACCUAGCUGCAAAUCUGUCUUCCUAUAUAGUUACCCCCUGCACCUACCCGGGAGUGGUGCAGUUUUCCCUUUGUUCUCAUCUUUGUUGUUGUUGUUUUUUGGGGGAGUAAGAUGUGCAUGUCAUUGUGUCUGGCGUAUUAUGCGCAUCGAGGAUGUUUUUGGGCCACACAGACAGCCGUGGCCAGUUUAUCCAAUGCCAGUGCCGCUGGCAAGCUAUGCGGGAGAGAAGAGGAAAAGCUUCACAGAAUGAAUGGCCAUAGUUCCAGCCAAGGGUGCAAGAUCAGCUUAAGCCACUUUUCUUAUCUAUUGAUAUUUCUGAGUUAUGAUAUGAUGUAUGAUAUGAUGUAUGAUAUGAUUGAUAUGAUUUAUGAUAUUAUGAUUAUGAUAUCUAGCAUAUUGAUGAUUUCUGGGAAACCUCGCAAAUUCAUUUUACUAGCUACCAGGGACCUACCAAACAAAGAACCAGUGUUAACGCUUCAGUUGCAAGCUUUUUCUGAAUACCAAAAGAAAGCCUGCAGAAAAAGUAUUCUUGAACCUGGUGCUGAAUCCACUUUUUGCAUACCUCAUUCAUAUGAAAAUUUUGCUGCUUUUGCCAUCUUAAACGUGCAGCAGGGAUCCCACCAGCUCUGUAUAAUAUUUAAGCUAGGUAAAAGUUGGCCAGUCGUGGCAAGCAUUGCUCCUGGCAUGAUCUGUUGCUAUUGACCUGUAUGCACGCACUGCAUUUUGCUUCUGCAUUUGCUUCUGCAUUUUGCUUGUAUCUGUUUUGUGCUAACCACCCAUUCAUAUCUUUAACCACACUGACAAUGCUGUAAGCUUUCCACCAGUGUUUAGUGACACAGCUACUUUGCACAACAGUGAGUGUAUCUGCUACCUCUAGGGUAAUUUCAAAUCAGGGUGUAAGUAGUGAAAGAUCAGGCAAAAAUUUUUGCCAAUCAUAGUGAGACAGAUGCAAUUUCUUUCUUUGCUCUCACAUAUUACCAUUUCACCUUCUCACGCACGUGCAUUGUAUGGCACAAUAGGGAUCGCCUGAACUUAAGCUGUCAACGCAAUCUCCAAACCCGGUUUAUAGAUUUAUAAGGUUCCAUAGCUGCAUAUCCUGGCAUUUGCGCUUGCCAAACUUUUAUGUUGUCAUAACCUGACCAGCAGUGCUUAAGCCUUUGGAAUUUACAGGAGUUUAUACAAAUUUUGUAGGCAGAUAAGUGAUCAGCCUUUUAUUUUGCUAUCUCUGUGGACAUGGAACUUUUUUUUUUCAUUCAACACUGUUGAAAGGCUGAAUUUGGCACGCCGUCUUCUCGACUUCCAAGCUUGGGAUCAGCUUGCUCAUGAAGUUAGUUGUGUCUCUGUCAUGUGUCGCAGCAGAACAGAAUCAAGCCAGUUGCAGUAAUUGGAGCAGCAUGCCAUCGCACGAGUGUAGCAGUAUCAGACAAUUGAAGCCCACCUUUUAGUCCUGUAAAGCGAGAGGCACUAAACGCGCAGGCAAAUUUAUCGUCUAACCAACUGGAUCCCUGCAGCCCCUGUGCACUGUUAGAUGUUUGUACACACACCAGAAGCAAGAUUGGUUCCUGGAUUAUAAAGUGACGAAUUAAGAGUGGUUUCAAUUUUUGGUUUAAGUGAAGAUGUUGGUAUGCUAAAGUACGCCGCACACGUUAUGAAUGCACAUGUUUUGUGUUCAUAAUGUGUUGGUCGCAACCAUCUAGGUCGUCUAAGAGCAUUGAUCUUGAAAUAAUUUCAUGUGAGCCACCGACUGGUUGCGCAUCUUACUCGUUUGAAAAUAGCCAGAUGUUCAUGGACGCAAAAAAACAGAGCACGACACAUUUCCUAUGUAAUUACCUUAUAUGUGAUGUCCUGCUCUUUGUGUCUUCCAUGUGACUGUUUGACCGUUUUCAAGUGAAGGAGCACGACUGACAAGCAGAGGCAUUUCUUGAAAGUUUAAAAGUGCGAGUACACGUAACUUUGGAGGCAGUCUCCGUUGUCCUCUGUACUACUUUUUGCUUGUUGCACUUGUAGGAAGCAGUGCCCCCUAUCAACUGUGACCCCAGUGCUUGCUUGUUGACAUGUGGUCGGGUGACGCUCGUGCAAUGCGCGCUUCCAACCGGAGCGUGCCCCUACGCAGCCAGCCGGUGUAUCGCGUGUGCUUGUGUGCAAUCAAAGCCGCUGCCUGUGGAUGGUAGGCAUUUGGCCAUGUCGGGGGUGCAUUUUGCCCCGAGAGUGUGCAUUAUUUAGACCUCUGUUAAGUUUUUCCUCCUCCUCUGCUGCACAUACACGCAGUGUUUGUCUAGUGCCUUGUGCUGUGUGUCCACUGACUGUCUAGCGCUGAACUGCCACCGGUGUCUGUAUUCUGCGAGUUGUACCAAACGUAAGCGUGCCAGCAGUUUCUGCACCCGCCCCCACAUCUGUGGCCCAGGCGCAUAGUGUUGGUGUCUGUGUGAGAAUCGCAAAAGGAGCAAGCAUAUCAAGUGCAAAUUGUUUUUGGAACGCUCAUUUGACCUAUCGCGGACAGUCGUAUUCGGCUGUGUCUGCAGCGUUGAGUGCAACUGGUGAAAUACAUGUGUACGGAAUGCUGUCAUCGGUACGCGGCACUUGGCAGCUGUGUUGCGUGUACAUUUCCUGUGUGGUUUCCUUUCGACAUCUACCAUCCAUCAUAUGUUGAACCUCCUUCUUAGAAGCCCGAUGGCAGUUGGGGCUAGAUUAUUUACGAUCGUGCCACCUUCCAAGUGUCGCGAGCCGGUGACUGUGCUGCCAGCAGUUUUUCUUUUGUUCGAAGUGCUGGAGAGUUGCUCUUGUGUUGGACGUGUGACUGAUCGCCCCAACAAGAAAUAAAGCGCUCGUGGCCUCCCUGA
Molecule: messenger RNA, 7384 nt
Organism: Dermacentor albipictus
Lineage: Eukaryota; Metazoa; Arthropoda; Arachnida; Ixodida; Ixodidae
Product: dual specificity protein phosphatase 8-like
Biological process (GO): protein dephosphorylation; negative regulation of MAPK cascade
Cellular component (GO): cytoplasm
Molecular function (GO): protein tyrosine/threonine phosphatase activity; MAP kinase tyrosine/serine/threonine phosphatase activity; MAP kinase tyrosine phosphatase activity
Source: RefSeq, a predicted model, not a curated record